Messenger RNA from Pygocentrus nattereri (red-bellied piranha), 2948 nucleotides. RefSeq lists its product as uncharacterized. Gene Ontology annotation, molecular function: RNA polymerase II transcription regulatory region sequence-specific DNA binding; DNA-binding transcription factor activity, RNA polymerase II-specific. Gene Ontology annotation, cellular component: nucleus. Gene Ontology annotation, biological process: regulation of transcription by RNA polymerase II. Lineage: Eukaryota; Metazoa; Chordata; Actinopteri; Characiformes; Serrasalmidae. The record is from RefSeq and is a predicted model, not a curated record.
UCAUGUGUAUCCAUGGUUGAGCCACGGAAUUAUGGAAUUUGUAGUUUUGAAAACUGCAUCAAGAAGUUUUGUAUCGAAACGCAUGGACUAUCCGCUGGCGAGGAUCCCAAAUGAAAAGGCUUUAAGAUGGAUUCUGUACAAUGCUAUUGGAGUGGAGCAAGUGGUAAACAGUCCAUUCCAAAAUCCAGGCCCAUAGCAAACACAUUAUCCAGACUGGCUGAGCUGAUGGCUCGUGUGGAGCAUAGACAAGAAGGACAUUCUCCAAAGUCCCAACAGUCCAAUUUUUCCAUCUGUAAAGACUGCGGUCAAGAAUUCUCAGAUCUCAAGUUGUCCUGCCACCAGCAGAGUGAGCAUGCCCUACAAAAGCCUCAUCGCUGUCAACACUGUGGCCAGGAAUUUGCUCUUGGGUCUACUUUGCAGCUCCACAGAUGCCUAACCAACCACUUGGUGUGCAAAGUGUGUAGAGGGAGGCCGCAACAGGGCUCCUCGUGCCACUCGUGUCUUGCUGAGGCCUUGGGCCCCCAUUACAUAAAGGAACAAUCCCACCAUUUAAACCACAGACUUCACCAUGACAGCAGUCCCUAUGCCUGUGCCCCAUGUGGAAAAGCAUUCAGCCAUAAGCAGGAGCUUCUGUGCCACCAGCAGGUCGGAGGCUGCCAGCCAGCCCCACUGAGCCCCAAGGCGUUCACGACUUCUUCGGCUUUGCUUGCUCUUUCUCCUGAUGAUGCACCCGCACCCUCCUAUGCUUCCCUUCCACCCUCACCUUCAGAGUCCAAAGACUACCCGUUUACUUGUAGGAACUGCCUGAAAACAUUCCGUACUGUGCAAGGCCUGGCAAGCCAUCAGCGUCUUGUUCAUACAAACAGUAAGACAAAGAAAAAGAAGACAACUGAACUUAACCAAAAGUUGAAGGAUUCUUUGUUUCCAUGCCGAUCAUGCGACAGGGUUUUCUCUCAGACCUCUAUGCUGUACCUACAUAGGAAAGAAGAGCAUAGGAGAAAGACUUCAAGGAUGAGACAGCAGAGGAGCCAUGCGAAGUGCACCCGGCAGAGGCAGAAAGGCGAGACGUACCCAUGCUUGCAGUGUGGAAAGGUAUUCUUGCACCAUCUCACUCGCUGGGCACAUUUCAAGAGCUACAGCACCCACUAUCAGACCCACCUUGCAAACAGUGGGAAAUCGGGCAAAAUGGACAGGGUUGACAGAGCUGCCAAAGACCUCAAAACAGCCAAAGACCUUAAACUUAAACAUGCCUCAAAACCUUUGAAGGAGACAAAAAAUUUUAAGACUAACAAAAAAGUAAAGAAGCAGCACCUACAUUUGAGGACCAGAAGAAAGGAGCUUGCAGACAAAGAGGCUACAGAGAUACAAGAUGAAGAUGGAGAGUUCCCUUGCGCAUCAUGCGAGGAGGUCUUCAAGACCCAGUCUUCCUUGCAAAAACAUGAAGAGGUUCACCAGUCCUCAUACACCCCAAACCACUGCAGUGUGUGUACUGCUGGGAUUGCUCUGCCUGCAGUUGUGGAGUCCUCUGUGAAUAGAGUCUAUCACUGUGUCCCUUGUAAAGAGAUAUAUGUAGACCUGGUUACUUUUCUACAGCACUGUACUACACACCAUUUUGGCAAUGAAGAUAAAAAGGAUGGUGACCGGUUCCGUGAUGAUUGAAAGGAUGCAUAGAUUAACGUCUGGCCAGAAUAACGUCAGGAAUUGUGUGUUGCAUGUCCUCCUCCUUUGACUUCUCCAAAGAGAUAGCUUAGCAUAUUUAGCAGCCUUUGUUUUCUGUGAGAUUUGAGCUUUUACUGCACCUUGAAGAGCCUUUAAAGGUACUGAAACAAGUUCAGUUGCCAGUGAUUUAUAACAAAUAUAAGUGAAAGAAUGCCAAACAGUGUUUCUUAGAAAGAGGAAUGUAUGGUUAUUUGCUGUGAUUCAUCAACACCAUUGAAUGUUGAACUCUUUUAGUAGAACAUACACUGUCAAAUAUCAAUUUCUAUGUUUCUGUUAAAAUUGUCACUGUAUGAGUUACAGACCAUUGUUAAAUACCAGCUAUAUAUUUGUGUAUAUAUAUUUUUUUUUUCUUUUUUUUUUUCUUCAAAUGCUGAACUAUAUCUUGCUGUGUACACUGCUAAAUUUCUCACAAUAUAUUGGUGUAGGAUAAUUUGAAUCUACUUUUGGCACUGGCAUCUUUUUAAGACUCAAAUGAGAUUUCUUUCUCGAUGUGUUAUUUUUGACACUGGAACAGAACAACUGUGUUAGUAUUUAUGUAGUGUACACAUAUAGACCACAAAGAAAGGUACGAUUCAUAGUAUUCUAUGUUAUGUUGGGUCUGUUGUCUCAGUUGAUCACAUAUUCCCAUGAAAAUGAUAUGCUUAUUAAUUUUCUGUGCAAGCCACCCAAGAAGCCACUGAAACUAGUCUGUUGUAUCAGAUAAAACAGCUUGUUUGUUUGUUUUUUCCAGACAUGUCUUGAAAUAACAAAUGUUUUAUGUAAAGUGGAGUUUAAGAAGUUCUGUGGCCCUUACAACUAAACCAAAAGCACCUUUAGCUAGCACAUGUUUCACCCCUGUGCCUCAUUAUGCUCACCUCAACUAGUGCCUUGUGAUAGCAUGUGGGCUGUGCCUGCAUAUUCCUAAAGCAGCUGAGUUGGAGUGGGAUUUUAAUGUAGAUCAGUACUGCUGUGACAUUACUGUAUUUUACAUUUUCUUUCAACAAUGGUCAGCAGAAGUCAGAGACAUAAAUGUUGUCGAAGACUAUCUAAAGAUGUUUUUGUUAAUUCACAGACUACCUCUUCAAAUCUACUGCUCUGUCCCAAGACACAUGGACAUAUUAUGCAAGCAUUAAAGCCACUGUCAUCAAUAUGUGGGUUUGUGAAGCUUUAUGUUUGAGAUUAUGUCCAUAGUAUGAUAUAAUCUCUUAUUUGUUGACUUUUUAGUGGGAGAUUAAAUUACAUAAAUGGAA